AAAUUCUAAAAACAAUUUAUGUACCUACCAAGAGCACUGACCAAGAGCGUUAAAAAAUCGUUCGUUGAGCUGUUAUCAUGGUUGGAGUGCUGGCUAUUUUGGAACCAAAGGAUUUGGUAUGCGACGAUGGUAAGACACCUGACGGUAUACUUAUUAUUCCCUGGAAGAUCCCCUAUACUUAUUAUACUCUUUGCCUGGAAGUUGGGAAUGGAAAGGUAGUGGUCAAACGUCGCGUCGGUUCAUCAAUUAAUAUAAAAUUAAAAAUGUCUGUAGCAAUGUUGCCAGUCUUCUGGGUACUGAUACAAAGUGACAGCAUGCAUGCAUGUUAUAUUAAUGAUUGACUGACAGUGGUGACUGGACUCUGGAGUCUGGAAUACAAACUCUUUGGACUUUAUUAUCUACAAACUCAAUGACUGGACAAUAUUGACCAGAUAAGCAUUGAGCUGACAAUAAUACCUAUAAAUGGACAUCAAUGCCAUUCAAUGGAGUGGACUGAACAGGCAAAACGCAGCAGCAGUGGUAGUCAAGUCAAAGUUAACACUGCACUUCAAAGGCUGAUAUUGUAGUUGUUCGCACGGACGGAGGCUCAAAAUAAGAUGGUGAACAACAAGGAUAGUGAAUCCGAGUCGGAUGGCAUGUCGUCGGGCGACGAGGCGCGCGUCCGCAUCAGUGUGUGCAUGCGGCGCGUGCACUGCGACCACCGCGCGCGCGCGUACGUCAGCGCGCGGCCGCGCCGCCGCCUGCACUGGCUCUACCGCCGCCUGCGCGCGCGCUACCAGCUGCCGCGCGCCUUCCAUCUGCUGUGUCGCGGACAUCUGCUGCAUCCGCGCGAGCCGCUCGCGUUGCUUGAGCGGGACGAUCUAGUCGAAGUGAUUCCUGUGAGCGCUGAAACUGAAAAGACUGUUCAGGACGAAGUAGAUUCCGUAGUAGUCGCCGCCGAGCUCAACUCGUCGCUGCCGGAAGUUAUGGAGGAUCUCGAGGAAACAAAACGACGUGCGCUACUCAUGCUUGAUCAGUACCGAUCUACAUUACCGUUAGAGGAAGCCGUCGACUGUUCAACGCGGCCCCGCCGGCGACGAGUCAGGCGUCGCCGGCGCGCGGGCGCCAAGCUGCCGGGCGCCAGCUCGGGGGACGAGCCGCCACUGGAGCUGGAGUCGCAGGCCAUGGUGCUACGCAAUGACUUACAGCCGCGAGCGCCGCGCGUCGUGCGCCCGCUGUCGCCAUCGGGAGCUUGCACACAUGAUUUUGCAUCUACAGCUGAUAUUCUAGCAUAAAUAAAUUUAUACGACAUGAUUAUUUCAUUGUUUUCAUGUGUAAAUCUAUUGUCCUGCUCGCAUUAUCAAUUACUUAAUCAGUUUUUUUGCUAAAAUCGGUAAUAAAUUUUUUUUAUUUUAU
Molecule: messenger RNA, 1395 nt
Organism: Spodoptera litura
Lineage: Eukaryota; Metazoa; Arthropoda; Insecta; Lepidoptera; Noctuidae
Source: RefSeq, a predicted model, not a curated record